AUGGAACGCGAGUCGAACCCCAUGGAGGCGCUGUGCCGUUCCGGUUGCGGAUUCUACGGGAACCCGUCCACUGACGGUCUCUGUUCAGUCUGCUUUAAGGAGGCGCUAAAGAAGAAGCAGCAGCCGCCGGCGACGACGCCGUCCCCUGUCGCCGCGCCGUUCGUGCCCACGCCCACGCCCACACCAAUGCCCACGCCCACGCCGCUCGCGGCCGCUGCGCCCACCGUGCCCAGCCUGCCCGCCCAGCCGCAGACCCACACAGACAAGUUGGAGGAGGAGAGUGGGGCGGGCACGAGCGGCGCCAGCACCGGCGCCUCGGACACGGACGCCGACGACAAGGACCCCAGCAAGGACAAGAAGAAGAAGAACAGGUGCGCCGUCUGCCGCAAGAAGGUCGGCCUCACAGGUUUCGAGUGCCGCUGCGGGGGCCUGUUCUGCGCGGUGCACCGGUACAGCGACAAGCACGAGUGCUCCUUCGACUACCGGGAGCUCGGUGCGCAGGAGAUCCGCCGCAACAACCCCGUCGUCGUCUCGCAGAAGAUACACAAGAUU
Molecule: messenger RNA, 552 nt
Organism: Iphiclides podalirius (scarce swallowtail)
Lineage: Eukaryota; Metazoa; Arthropoda; Insecta; Lepidoptera; Papilionidae
Source: the annotation of a GenBank genome assembly